Molecule: messenger RNA, 999 nt
Organism: Trifolium pratense (red clover)
Lineage: Eukaryota; Viridiplantae; Streptophyta; Magnoliopsida; Fabales; Fabaceae
Product: pathogenesis-related thaumatin-like protein 3.5
Exons: 3
Coding region: 1-999 (332 amino acids)
Biological process (GO): defense response
Cellular component (GO): extracellular region
Source: RefSeq, a predicted model, not a curated record
AUGUCUUCUUCGACAAAAUUUUCUAUGAUCAAUAUCCUAUUUCUCUUCCAUGUCGUAGCAGCAGGUUACCACUCUACAACAUUCACUAUUGUCAACAGUUGCAACCUCACAGUUUUUCCCGGUAUUUUCCACGGCGGCAGCUCAUCACUGCCCUCUACUGCUGGCUUUUCCCUUCACCCUGGCGAGUCCAAUGUCCUCACCAUGCCUCAUUCCUGGUCAGGACGUUUAUGGGGGAGAACUCAUUGCUCCCACUACUCCAAUGGAAACUUCUCCUGCCUCACCGGCGGCGGCGGUGACUGUGCUUCCUCAACCAUGGAAUGUAACUCUUCCUCACCAGUUACACUUGCAGAGUUCAAUCUAAAUGCCAAAUCCAGUGGAUUUGAUUUCUUCCGCAUCAGCUUGGUUAAUGGUUACAAUCUCCCAAUGAUGGUUGAGCCUCAAGUCGGAAACGGCUCUGGCAAUUGCACGACGACGGGCUGUAUGGUACCAUUGGGCACAGUGUGUCCAUCGCAGCUUAAAGUGAUGAGUGGAGGAGAUUGCAUAGGGUGUAGAAGUGCGUGCAAACCAUUUUCUAAGCACUGCUCCUCGGAGUUCUUCGCAAAGGCAUGUCCUCACGCCAAAGUCGAUGCCACCACUAAAACCUUUCAGAGUGUUUGUGCAACUACUGAUUACUUCAUCACUUUUUGCCCUACCUCCACAAGGAUCAAGCCGAGCAAAGAGGACAACUCAGAGGAUCAAAAGAAAGGGUCAACCAUAGACAAAAUUGUCAACUUUUGUAAACAAAAUAUAAAACUACUGGGCAUUGUUGGUGGUAGUGUUGGUGUGGUUGCCAUUGUGAUAACCAUCACAAUUUCCUGUGCCUGUACCAAACAUGGUUGCAAUUGCAUCUUCGGCUUGAGCGCAGAAAUCAAAUCCAAAUUUCCUAGUCAUCUAUUCACAAAGAUUAAAGGAUUAUUCUCCGCAGCUGGGUGCAGUGGAAAUCCGAACAUUAUUAGUUAA